Molecule: messenger RNA, 918 nt
Organism: Xiphias gladius (swordfish)
Lineage: Eukaryota; Metazoa; Chordata; Actinopteri; Istiophoriformes; Xiphiidae
Product: follitropin subunit beta-like
Exons: 3
Coding region: 136-762 (208 amino acids)
Biological process (GO): G protein-coupled receptor signaling pathway
Cellular component (GO): cytoplasm; extracellular region
Molecular function (GO): hormone activity
Source: RefSeq, a predicted model, not a curated record
UGUUUUUUUUACGCACGGCGGCCGCACAGCGCGUAUCUCCAUCAUCAGCGGAAGCAGCACCGCGGAAAACAUGUCUUUUUCUUUCUGAAUCGACCGCUGUCUACCGCAAGCAUUGCGUCGGGUUCUCUAAGUGUAAUGAAUGCACCGCGCUGCGAGUUCACAGCGUCCCUUACCUUGAGUUGUCGCGGCUCUGGAGAAGUGUGGGUGCGUUUGUUUGCAGCCCCCUAUCCAAAAUGGAAACUCUGGUCCUGCUUGGUACCUGGACUCGAAGUACGUCUCUCCCUGAUGUACAAAGAGCGUCAGAGAGGUGAAGUAACCGCAGCCCCUGCUCUGGCACGACUGUCUGUUCUUCGCAUGCCUUUGCUUGUGUUAAAAUUCAUGCUGCUGUUUGCGCUGUUCGGUGGGACAGUGUGUGCCUGCGUAUUGAGGAAUUAUACCUUAUGGAUUGAGAAGCACGACUGUGCCCAGUGCGUGGCUAUUAACACUACCAUGUGCAGCGGCUACUGUUACACACAGGACACCAAUUUGAAGGGACGGUUUGGGAGGACUUUCCUGAUCCAGCAUAGCUGUGUGCCUCUCUCCCUGGCGUACCGAACUGCCUCCGUUCCUGGGUGCCCUCAGGAUGUCAACCCACAGCUGUAUUAUCCUGCGGCCCGCCGUUGCAGCUGUAGGCGCUGUGACGCACGCACACACCACUGUGUCCGCACCAGCCGAAUCUCCUAUGACCAGUGCUCUAUGACGCCUGGCAGUGUGAAGAACUAGAGCCAGUCUGCGACGGAAACCUGACAUCUGCUAAUACAAAUGAUGCACAUACAUGACAAAUGAUACAGCUGUUAACAUGAUGGACCAGCAGUGUUUAUGUUAUUGUAGUGCAUGUCAGCUCUGCAACUGUUCAUGUUAUGUUUUUUUCCAAACAAU